AUGACACAUGAGGUAAGUCCGGCAUAUCUAAAAUAUCUAGAAUCUGAACGAAAUAGUAGUCGAUGGUGGCAGUUCUGGAAACCGGGUCCACCGACUAAUCCAUUUGGUACCGGAAAGGGUUUCAAAUUUGAAGACAUGUAUGACGAGCUCGACGACAACGACUUUCGGCGAAACACCGGACCGUUUCAAUUUGAGUACGACUUACCAAUACAGGGACCGCCCAAUUGGGAUCAAUUGUGGCCCGACCAGUCAAUGGUUGGCACAGAUUACCAGCUGGCGAAUGCAAAGGGACUGCCGUUACCCGAUCAACAGCUCAGGUAUGUUAAAGGCCAGACUCCGGACAAUCUGUGGCGUAAUAUUCAGUUUGUUAGCGAACUAGGAUCUGGCGGUUAUGGUUCAGUUUGGGAGAUAACGGCACUAAAAAAUACUGCCCGCAGAGACGGAUAUUUUAAAUGGAGGAAUGUUAGGUUGGCCUGCAAAGUGAUGCGCUUUACUUCAGGCAGUACUUCUAAUUUUCUAAACAGAGUAAAGUCAAUGUUGAUCGAUAUGAAUCGGCUCCGGCAUCUGCGACAUAACAACAUUGUCCAAUUCAUUGACAUUAUAGGUAUACCCGAUUCGCUGACAGGCUUUCCCUAUUCGAGUAUAUUGAUAAUGAUGGACAAAUGCGACGGCGAUCUCAACAGUCUUAUAGUCAGCCGAGCUAUGUCUCAGCAACAAACCAUUGCAUGGCUCCGACAGAUUGCCGAAGCACUACGCUAUCUACAUGUCGAUAAGCGUACGGUUCAUUUGGAUAUCAAACCGGCUAACAUACUGUACCAAACUAAUGGUGGUCAACCGGUUAAUAAAUGGCGAUACAAAUUGGCCGAUUUUGGACUGGCCAUUGCCUAUAAAGAAAAUUCCAGUAUGAAGUCGAAAGUCAAUCGGGGUAGUUUAGUCUACAAAGCACCCGAAAUGUCAGAUCCACCGAUAGCAGUGUACACCCCUUUGUGCGAUGUCUAUUCACUGGGUGCUACUGUGGCGUGUUGUCUACUCAGUCGACAACAGUAUCAUCAGAUAUCAUUUCGCCAACAAUUAGCACAGUUGCACAUCAAUCAGCCCAAUAUGCCGGCCAUAACGUCCGUACUCUACAAUUUGGUCAUCGAUAUGACCCAAGUGUUUGUCCGGCAGAGAGUAACCAUCCAAGAGGUUUGUGACAGAGCGGCACAAUUGUAA
Oppia nitens is the source of this 1212-nucleotide messenger RNA. RefSeq names its product probable serine/threonine-protein kinase fhkB. Lineage: Eukaryota; Metazoa; Arthropoda; Arachnida; Sarcoptiformes; Oppiidae. The record is from RefSeq and is a predicted model, not a curated record. Gene Ontology annotation, biological process: protein phosphorylation; mitotic DNA damage checkpoint signaling. The coding region runs from base 1 to 1212 and encodes 403 amino acids. Gene Ontology annotation, molecular function: ATP binding; protein serine/threonine kinase activity. Gene Ontology annotation, cellular component: nucleus; cytoplasm. The transcript has a single exon.